AUGGGUCAAACCCAGAGAAAGAUGGGAUCUGGCCAAAUACGAUUCAUGGCUCCGGAACGAGGCGUGAAUCAACUGGCUGUUAACGCCAUAUUGAACGCCCUCUGGGACCUCUGGGCUAAAGUGGAACGAAAGCCGCUGUGGCAGCUAGUAGCUGACAUGUCUCCCAAAGAGCUCGUUCGUUGCAUCGACUUUCGGUACAUCACUGACGUUUUGACACCAGAGCAAGCGUUGGAGAUGCUGAAGCAACAGCAGACCACCAAGCAUGAGCGCAUGCAGCUUGCAAAAGACAGCAAAGCUGUACCCGCAUACAACACGAGCGUCGGCUGGCUGGGCCACUCAGACGAUACCGUCCGAAAACUCCUCCGUGAAGCAACCGACCAGGGUUUCAAACACUUCAAGCUCAAAGUCGGUCUCGGUCAAGACGUUGAUCGCAAGCGUCUCGGCUUAGUGCGUGAAGCUGUCGGCGACGAGGGCGUCCUCAUGACCGACGUCAACCAGCUCUGGGAUGUCGACAUAGCAAUUGAGUACAUGAGCGAGCUCUUGCGCUCCAACCCGCACCUCAAGCCUUGGUUCAUUGAGGAGCCGACCGCUCCCGACGACGUGCUGGGCCACGCAAAGAUACGGAAGGCUUUGAAGCAGCAUGGCUGUGGUGUGGCAACUGGAGAACAUAUGAAUACCAGAGUCUUGUUCAAGCAACUACUCCAGGCCGAAGCGGUGGAUGUGAUCCAGCCUGAUGCCUGUCGGUUGGCGGGAGUAAAUGAGCUGCUGAGUGUAAUGCUGCUGGCCGCAAAAUUUGAUGUUCCCAUACUGCCGCAUGCUGGAGGCGCUGGAAUGGUCGAGCUCUGCAGCCAUCUAUCGACAAUCGACUUCGUCGUGGUGUCCGGCAAGAAGAGCGUUCUCGAAUACACUGAUCAUCUGCAUGAAGCGUUCGAGGCUCCUGCGAAGAUCACAAGUGAUGGCUACCACGAGACGCCAACAACUCCUGGGUACUCUUGCGACGUGAAGGAGGCGGAGUUUGAGAAGUAUGAGUUCCCGGAUGGCAGUUUCUGGAAGACCGACCAAGGACUCAAGAUGGCCAACGACCCGUGGAGGGGCUGCUAUGGGGAGCAGACGUCGUGA
Messenger RNA from Saxophila tyrrhenica, 1119 nucleotides. RefSeq lists its product as uncharacterized. Gene Ontology annotation, molecular function: hydro-lyase activity; magnesium ion binding. Gene Ontology annotation, biological process: carbohydrate catabolic process. Bases 1 to 1119 code for a protein of 372 amino acids. The record is from RefSeq and is a predicted model, not a curated record. The transcript is spliced from 2 exons. NCBI's taxonomy places the organism in Eukaryota, Fungi, Ascomycota, Dothideomycetes, Mycosphaerellales, Extremaceae.